Triticum urartu is the source of this 1612-nucleotide messenger RNA. RefSeq names its product D-3-phosphoglycerate dehydrogenase 1, chloroplastic. Lineage: Eukaryota; Viridiplantae; Streptophyta; Magnoliopsida; Poales; Poaceae. Gene Ontology annotation, cellular component: chloroplast stroma. Gene Ontology annotation, molecular function: phosphoglycerate dehydrogenase activity; NAD binding. Gene Ontology annotation, biological process: L-serine biosynthetic process. The record is from RefSeq and is a predicted model, not a curated record.
CAACGUCGAUCUCGCGGCCGCCACCGAGCACGGCUGCCUCGUCGUCAACGCGCCCACCGCCAACACCGUCGCCGCCGCAGAGCACGGCAUCGCGCUGCUCUGCGCCAUGGCCCGGAACGUCGCCCAGGCCGACGCCUCCCUCAAGGCUGGCAAAUGGGCGCGCACCAAGUAUGUUGGUGUGUCUCUUGUUGGCAAAACUCUUGCUAUCCUUGGGUUUGGAAAGGUUGGGUCAGAGGUUGCACGCCGUGCUAAAGGUCUAGGAAUGCACGUGAUUGCACACGAUCCAUAUGCUUCUGCUGAUCGUGCUCGUGCAAUUGGAGUUGACCUAGUGAGCAUGGAAGAGGCUAUGACAACCGCCGACUUUAUCUCAUUGCAUAUGCCCCUUACCCCUUCAACAAACAAGAUGCUCAACGAUGAAGCCUUUGCGAAGAUGAAGAAGGGUGUUCGGAUUAUAAAUGUUGCCCGUGGUGGUGUGAUUGACGAAGAUGCUCUAGUCAGGGCCCUUGAUGCAGGAAUUGUUGCACAGGCUGCUCUUGAUGUGUUCACUAAGGAGCCUCCAGCAGCAGACAGCAAGUUAGUGCUGCAUGAGAAUGUUACUGUGACACCACAUCUUGGUGCCAGCACAGUAGAAGCACAGGAAGGAGUGGCUAUUGAAAUAGCUGAAGCUGUCACUGGAGCUCUGAAAGGGGAGCUUGCAGCUUCGGCCGUCAAUGCACCAAUGGUUCCCGCUGAGGUGCUUUCAGAGCUUGCACCUUAUGUCAUGCUCGCUGAAAAGCUUGGGCGCCUAGCUGUCCAGCUUGUUGCCGGUGGUGGCGGUAUCAAGUCUGUGAAGGUGACCUAUGCAUCUGCAAGGGCUCCCGAUGAUCUUGACACGAGACUUCUCCGUGCAAUGAUCACCAAGGGUGUGAUCGAACCAAUCUCCGACGUUUUCGUCAAUCUGGUCAACGCCGACUUUACCGCGAAGCAGAGGGGCAUCCGUGUCAGCGAGGAGAAAAUUGUGAUGGAUGGCUCACCCGAGACACCUCUCGAGUACAUUCAGGUUCAGAUAGCCAAUGUGGAGUCCAAAUUCCCCAGUGCGAUAUGCGACUCCGGACUGGUCACGGUGGAGGGGCGGGUGAAGGACGGCAUCCCUCACCUUACCAAGGUCGGAGCGUUCGAGGUGGACGUGAGCAUGGAGGGCAGCCUGAUCCUGUGCAGGCAGGUCGACCAGCCUGGCAUGAUCGGGUCGGUCGGAAGCGUCCUGGGCGAGGAGAACGUCAACGUCAGCUUCAUGAGCGUCGGGAGGAUCGCUCCCCGCAAGACGGCUAUCAUGGCGAUAGGCGUCGACGAGGAGCCCAGCAAGGCCACGCUGACCAAGAUCGGGGAGAUCCCUGCGAUCGAAGAGUUUGUCUUCCUCAAGCUCUAGGCGCAUAUGAUUUGCAAACUUGAUUGUGCAAUUUUGGCGUAGCUAGCUGGUUGGUCAGGGUCUAGGUGUUGUGUGGUCGUUCGGCGGAAUAAGCUUGUUCGUGGGGAUUUAUGUGGUGGUUGUCGAGUUAGGUUUGGUAUUUUGGUUAAUCCAUCUUAUCUUAUGUUUCAGCAUGAUGCUAUUAAUUAAUAAGGAGGUCGCUGUCAA